AUGGCCUCACAAACCUCGACAGCCCCUGCAUUGCAGAUCCUGGAUCCAAAUGACGGCCACAGCUUCGCAGUACCUGCGAAACGCAUCCACGAUGGCGAUGACGUCGCCUUCUUCUUGGCGAGCAAAGCCUAUGCAGACAUUAUGACAUUCAUCUUCCAGCUCAACACAGCAAUGCUGCCGCGGAGGAUCAAGCUUGAGGAGGACACCAAAGAAUCUGCCCAGGGAUGGAGGCUUAACGAUCCCCACGUCCCUCUUCCGCACAUUACCCAGAACCUUGCCAAGCUUCUCGAAACAUUGACGGCAAUCAUCGACGAAGCGCCGCCAGAUCCAGGGCCGCGUCGGUUUGGAAACGCCAGCUUUAGAGUCUGGUAUGACUUGGUGCGAGAGCGCGUAUCGGGGCUGUUGGAUCAGUAUCUACCCAAAUAUGUGCUAGCUUUCGAAUCAACAUCCGAUAUCUCCGUUAAGGAAGAGCUUGAAGCGUACCUUGUUGGCAGUUUUGGUAGCUCCCAGCGCCUGGACUACGGAACGGGCCACGAACUCAGCUUCCUCGCCUUUCUAGGUUGUCUAUGGAAGCUCGGCGCCUUCCCGGAAUCCAUUGACGGCGAUCAAGAGCGUGGCAUAGUUCUAGGCGUCAUUGAGCCAUAUCUCGUUUUAAUCCGCCGCUUGAUACUUACAUACACACUCGAACCUGCCGGCUCACAUGGGGUAUGGGGCUUGGACGACCAUUCUUUCUUACCUUACAUAUUCGGUAGCGCGCAGUUCUCACCGGCCAUUACUAAUCCAGGAGAUGUUGCGGCAGAGGGCUCGAUACCAAAUGCCCCGAGCCCAGCAGACAUUACCAAAGGCAACGCUGUGGAGCGGGAACGAAAAACAAACAUGUACUUCAGCGCCAUCGGCUUCAUCUACGACGUCAAGAAGGGUCCAUUCUGGGAGCAUAGUCCGAUUUUAUUCGACAUCUCAGGCGUGAAGGCGGGCUGGGCAAAGAUCAACAAGGGCAUGAUAAAAAUGUACAACGUAGAAGUCCUCUCCAAAUUCCCCGUAGUCCAACACUUCCCCUUCGGCUCUCUCUUCGCCUGGGAAAAGGACCCAAAAGCAAAACUCAUCCAAGCUAGCGUGCACACCGCUAGCCAACCCAAGUCCUCAACCCCCUCUUCCACAGCACCAACAGCUAGACCCCAACCUCCAACCGCGAAAUCUCAACCUGCGCUUCGAGACCCACUAGCCGAUACGACUGCUCGGGGUGCACAGGGCGGUAUGCCAGUAUCGACAGCAGCGCCCUGGGCAAAGACGGGCCGUGCUGCUGCUCAGGUACCAAGCGGGGCGAAUCAAUCUAUGCGCGCACCUUGGGCAGCAGCUUCGUCGUCGCCUGCUGUUCCAAGUGGUCCGAAUCAGCCUACGAAAGCUCCUUGGAUGUCGAGUACACCGGCCCCGCCACCGCCUGGGGGAGGUACAAGGGCACCAUGGGCGAAGGGAAGUGGUGGGGGGAACCCAGCCGCUGCAGCGGAAACUGAACCGGUCAUCAAGCGCGAGUAA
Molecule: messenger RNA, 1533 nt
Organism: Cucurbitaria berberidis CBS 394.84
Lineage: Eukaryota; Fungi; Ascomycota; Dothideomycetes; Pleosporales; Cucurbitariaceae
Product: PTPA-domain-containing protein
Exons: 2
Coding region: 1-1533 (510 amino acids)
Biological process (GO): mitotic spindle organization
Cellular component (GO): nucleus; cytoplasm; protein phosphatase type 2A complex
Molecular function (GO): protein tyrosine phosphatase activator activity; peptidyl-prolyl cis-trans isomerase activity
Source: RefSeq, a predicted model, not a curated record